AUGGCGGUCAGGUGAAUUCAGAUUCUAAUUAUAGCAGUGUUCGUAAUCUUGGGAAUACAGUGUCGCUGACUUCUGCAACAAAGAUCAGUGGUGCUUUUAUAAGAGACGGAGAGAAAAUGGAGGUAGAGGGAGCUGCUAAAGUGAAAUCCUAUCACGAUGAGGCUUUUCGUUACAUCAACGAGGGGCUCAAAUUUGAUGAACAAGGAAACAAGCAGAAAGCUCUUCAGUAUUAUCAUAAAGGACUGCGGAGUCUUACUGUGGGUUUAAGUGUCCAUUGUAGUAGUUCAGAACCAGGAAGAGAAAGGACAAAAGAACUAAAGAAGAAGAUGAAGUCGGCCAAAGACCAAGUAAAAGAGAGAAUAGAUGCACUAUCUGCCAGCAUUAAUGCACCAUCGGCCCCCAGUGAAGAUGUGGUGGAUACUGUAAAUCAAAAUGGACAUCUUACAACUGAAGACCAACUUGAGAUAUUAUCACAUGAUGAUGGAAAUCCAUGGGAAGAUGUCAAGGAAUUAUUGGUUCUGGAAGACAGUGUUAAAAUGUUUUUCGUCAGUGAACAAGGAGGUGUCACAACACUCUCUCAACCUCAAACUCUACGUGCCUUUCAGUUUGUCAAUCAUAAACCAGAAUCAAAGGAUGCUCCCGCAUUCCUUCAUUGCGGAGCCUGGAUGUUUCCCAUGAUUCCUGGUAGAUCUCCUGUUCUGAACACGGAACCUCACACGUAUAUGUUUCCCGACAUCAAUAUCGACCCUUCUUCUCCCCAAUCCUCGCAGCCUCGUCCCCAGCGGGCAUUUGCGUCAGUGGGUUUGAUUCUGAACCCUAAUAUUUCCUCUAUGGAACUAAAGAGGUUUGAGAGGAUUUUGAAGUGUUACGCAGAUUUCCAUCACUACACUCCGCCAAAGUAUUCUGAAGAGGGAAGCCAGGUCGAGCAACAAAGAACGGAUGAAGGUGCCUCUUCAGUGCCGGCUGCCGAGGCAGAAGCUAUGGAUGAGGAUGUUGCUGUGGCAGUAAGACCGAGCACUGAGGUUGUACCAGCUGAUUCACAGGACAAGUCAUGGGGAAGGAAGGUUUCUAAGGGAAUCGAGAUUGGCACAGAGCUAGUAGCUUGGGGAUUGACAAAAGGGGCUGAAGUCGGAAGUCAUCUGAUGCACAAGGGUUCUGCCAAACUCAGAGAAAAUCUCAAACCAAACGAGAAGCCAGUGGAAGUUGAUGAAAGUGUGCAGGAGAACAUUCGUCAGGUGAAGACUGUUGCAGGCAUGGCCUGUCAGGUGAGCGGUGCAGUGGUCUCCGCAGUGUCAGCCAUGACGCUCGAGCUCGGACGACGACUUGCGCCAGUUAUUGUGGAUAAAGGAGGAAAGGCUUUACCAGACUCUUUGAAAAAGAAGGAUAAUGUUGAUGGUGCAUCGACAAUGGACGAAAUCGUUAAAGUUGCAGUAAGCGGCGCUAGAGGUGCUGCAACGGUGUACCAAGGUCUUGAGACUUCAUGGAAAAUUUUGUACACAAAUCUGCAGCAUGCUACUGUCAAGACAGUAGAUUACAAAUAUGGUCGAGCAGUUGGUGAAGCUACAAAUAAUGCUAUGGGCGCUGCAGGGUUUGCUUUACAGACUUGCUGGAAUGUGGAAAAUUUGGGAAUCAAGGCUAUUGCCAAGAGAACUGCCAAAGAUACCGGGAAAGAGAUGGUUAAAGAAGCUGAGAAGAAAUACCUCACAGAUGGAAAGAAACAGGAAUAGAACACAGUGAAAAAAAAAAUAGAUAUUAUCAUUAAAUUACAAUUGUCUUUGAACUAGCAUUUUGUCAAAAAAAACGAAUAUCCGUCAAAUUGAAAAAAGAAAUUAUACCGAAGAGCAAUAUACACUGAUGAAGGGAAUGAAAAAAAUCCAGUUUGAAUUUCCAAUCCUUAAACCUGAGAUAGGCUGGUUUUCAUUAUAGAUAUUGUGUACGUAUUUUUGCACCAGAUAAAGACUGGCAAAGAAAAUAGGAAAUCUUUUGUAUAUAGCAAAAUAAUUAUAACCCUAACAUCCGCCAAUUUUGUAACAUUUUGUUUAAUUUGAAUAAACGCGGACUUCU
Molecule: messenger RNA, 2064 nt
Organism: Pocillopora verrucosa
Lineage: Eukaryota; Metazoa; Cnidaria; Anthozoa; Scleractinia; Pocilloporidae
Product: spartin
Biological process (GO): cell division
Cellular component (GO): plasma membrane
Source: RefSeq, a predicted model, not a curated record